AUGGUCUUUCCGGUGUGCGUUACUUUUCAGGCAACAACGGCCUAUACCGUGAGAAGAUUGGAUCAAGCGGCGACUCCUCCGCCAGCUUACGAACCCGGUUGUCCAGACGGAUGCACGUUGCUGUUGCCGGACACCAUAACGGCAGUACGGAACGACCAAAGCCUAGCGUCUCUAGAAGCGGGCACGGCGACGCACGGCCGCCGUCGAGCUCGAAGCUAGUAGAGUGUUUUCUUUCUGCCAAGUCGUAUUUGACGAUCGCAGACGAGGUGCAGGAUGAGAUUCUUAUGGAGCGCGUGAAGCAGGAGGUGCACCGAUGCCUAAGCCUUCUAGACCAGGCAUACGCCGGCGGGGCACGCGACGCGAUCGCAGUGCCCGAAGAAGCGCGUCCGAAGCAGAAGCGGAAACGACCGCUUCGAGAAGGGAGAGCUUUGUCCAGGUUGAAGCUGAAGCUGGAGGCGGCGGAGCAGCAGACGAAAAACAUGCUUCUGCAGAGCAUGGUUUUCAGCCAAAUAGCUUCUCGCGCUAUUCCGCAGCCGCUGCACUGUCUGUCGCUUCGCCUAACCAUGGUCCACAGCACACACCCCGAGCUCAUGACGACAGACAGGGUUGAUCCUAGGCUCUCUGACCCCAACUUCCACCAUUACGCCUUGUUUUCCGACAAUGUCGUCGCCGUUGCCGUCGUCGUGAACUCAACAGCAUCAAACGCCGCCAACCCGUCGGAGCAUGUAUUCCACGUCAUCACCGACAGGAUGAACUACGCCGCCAUGAAGGCCUGGUUCAGUCUCAACCCCCCACGCGGGAACAUGGCUCUCGAGGUUCGCUCCUUGGACGAAUAUCCGUGGAUCAACGCCUCGUAUGUACCUGUGUUGAGGCAAAUCGAAUCUGAGGCCAUGCGCGAUUACUACUUCCAAGCGUCUAUGGCGUCCAAAGUCGGCGCAACGCACGCGAAGGAGGACUACGUGGACCUCAAGUACCGGAACCCCAAGUACCUGUCCAUCCUCAACCACCUGCGCUUCUACCUUCCGCGGAUAUUUCCUCAGCUGGAUAAGAUCCUAUUCCUGGACGACGACGUGGUUGUGCAGCAAGACCUGACAGAACUGUGGAAGAUCCCCAUGAAUGGCAAGGUGAACCUUGCUGUUGAGACCUGCGGGAAGGUGUUUCACCGAUUCAAGACGUACCUCAACUUUUCCAGUCCCCUUCUGGCUGACUUCGACCCUGAGGGGUGCGGAUGGGCCUUCGGAAUGAACAUGUUCAACCUGGCUGCAUGGCGGCGGGGGAACUAUACCGACAAGUACCACUUCUGGCAAGAUAAGAAUGAGGACCGCUCGCUCUGGAAGCUGGGCACCCUUCCUCCUGGUCUACUGACGUUCUACAACGCAACAGAGCCUCUGGACAAGCGGUGGCAGGUGUUGGGCCUGGGCAGCAAGAGCACCGUCGACGUUGGACUUGUGCAGCGAGCAGCCGUGAUUCAUUAUAAUGGCCAUGCCAAACCGUGGCUGGAACUCGCCAUCCCCGUCUACCAAAGGUUCUGGACGCGAUAUUUGCCAUACGACAAUCCUCUGCUCCAGCAGUGCAAUUUCAGAGCACCGACUGCUGUUGCUGCUGACUAG
Closterium sp. Naga37s-1 is the source of this 1610-nucleotide messenger RNA. The record is from the annotation of a GenBank genome assembly. NCBI's taxonomy places the organism in Eukaryota, Viridiplantae, Streptophyta, Zygnematophyceae, Desmidiales, Closteriaceae.